AUGAACCAGAUAGAGGAAGGAAAAUCCUCAUCAUCAUCUUCCGACACAAUAAUCCUCUCUUCUGAUUCACAAACUGCUCGAUCUCAUUGGCCCACAGAAUUCCAAAUCCCAAACUUUACAUAUUUUGUGGAGAUGCAAUUUCGAAGUGCAAACCAGGCCUUCAUAUCAAACGGAAUUCUUCUGUCCCCUGGUCAUAAACCUAAAUCGGACAUAUUGGAAAAUAAAUGUCUGCCUGCCUAUGGUGUUAAAAAACUGAGGAAGGCAGAGGAACCUUUUUGUACUCCUUAUCCUGCUGGACAGACCGAGGACAGCCUCAAAGGUGAAAGAUUGUUGUUGUUAUCUGAGGUCAAGAAGAGACAUAAUGAUAAAGUUGUCAAAGAAAAAAAUGGCCUAGACCCUGUCACACAGGAGGCAGAAAGUCGUCAGAGACAAGCCCAUGGUCACGGAAUUCAAGAUCCGAUGGCCAGGAUUUUUCACUGUGGCAGAGGGAAAUGCUUCCUCAACAUUUUUUAA
This is a messenger RNA of Menidia menidia (Atlantic silverside), 513 nucleotides long. The record is from the annotation of a GenBank genome assembly. NCBI's taxonomy places the organism in Eukaryota, Metazoa, Chordata, Actinopteri, Atheriniformes, Atherinopsidae.